Lolium rigidum is the source of this 785-nucleotide messenger RNA. Its product is annotated as nascent polypeptide-associated complex subunit beta-like. Lineage: Eukaryota; Viridiplantae; Streptophyta; Magnoliopsida; Poales; Poaceae. Gene Ontology annotation, cellular component: cytosol; nascent polypeptide-associated complex. The record is from RefSeq and is a predicted model, not a curated record. The coding region runs from base 119 to 580 and encodes 153 amino acids. The transcript is spliced from 6 exons.
AAUCCUCCUCCCUCAAAACCUACAACACACUCCAGCGCCGCCGACCCUCCCCCCUCCUGGUCUCUCUCACUGAACUCCCGCUUCCCGUCGCCGGCGCCGCCGCACUCGCUCCGUGAAGAUGAACAAGGAGAGGCUCAUGAAGAUGGCCGGCGCCGUCCGCACCGGCGGGAAAGGCACCGUGCGCCGGAAGAAGAAGGCGGUGCACAAGACGGCGACCACGGACGACAAGCGGCUGCAGAGCACGCUCAAGAGGGUGGGCGUCAACACCAUCCCGGCCAUCGAGGAGGUCAACAUCUUCAAGGACGACCUCGUCAUCCAGUUCGCCAACCCCAAAGUGCAAGCCUCCAUCGCCGCAAACACAUGGGUGGUCAGUGGAACCCCCCAGACCAAGAAGCUACAAGAUGUUCUUCCUGGGAUCAUCAACCAAUUGGGUCCUGACAACAUGGAGCACCUGAAGAGGAUUGCUGAGGAGAUGCAGAAGCAGGUGGCUGCUCAAGGCGCCGUCCAGGCCAAGGAGGAGAACGACGACGACGUACCACAGCUUGUUCCCGGAGAGACUUUUGAAGAAGUAGCAGCCUGAUCGUAGACUCUUCCAGUAGUAGUGAACUCUGCUUGACCCGACUGUUACGAGGUCAUGGUUUUCUAUGACGGCCCUGUUUUGAUACCUCUCCUAGGCCUUCUGUAUUUGCAGUUGGAAACUUUUAGUUUCUCCAAGUUCUUAUCUCCAAGUUUAUGAAUGCUGAGAUGCCUGUGGAAUCCGUUUAGCUUCUUUUGAUGAUUACAUA